This is a messenger RNA of Danio rerio (zebrafish), 1506 nucleotides long. It is a transcript of the gene ppp1r3c2b, whose product is annotated as protein phosphatase 1 regulatory subunit 3C2, duplicate b. Lineage: Eukaryota; Metazoa; Chordata; Actinopteri; Cypriniformes; Danionidae. The record is from RefSeq and is marked provisional.
CGAGCAGGUAGAUGACAUACACCAGAUAGCCUUUCAGCGGAUAAUCCAAUGAUAAAAUGAAAGCACACAUUGGCUCUGUUUAAAGUGUUUGUGGCCACUUUGGAGAAGGAAGUUUUGAAAGACAGUUUUGGGUUUUGUUGCAUCCUGCAAGAUGAGUUGUGCAAAUGUGAUGUCGCGGUUUGGGCCGCCGGUGUCCGUGCGGUCGGUGGAUAUGGCGGUGGGUUUCCGGUGCAGAGGCUCUCCACACAUCAACCAUCACCUGCUCAUGUCUUCACCCAAACCACUGCGGCCCUGCAUCUCCCAUCAGCCGGUGUUUGAGUACCGACAUUCCCCUUCCACGGGCCUCCUUACCAAAAAUGGCCGCCGUGAAAAACGCGUCGCGUUUGCGGACGCUAAAGGCCUGGCGCUCAUCACAGUGCGCCUGUUCACCGAGAAAGAGGACAACAUCCCGCGCGAACCGCUUAAAAUCCCGAGGCUGAAGAAGCUGGGCUGUGCUAAAGAGCCCGCUAAAGCGACUUCGAGGCUGAAGCUCGGGUUCGAGCAGCCGUGUUGUGAUUACCAGGCGUUCAGAAACCGGCUGCAGGAACACGCGGUGCUGUUAGAGAGCUGCAACGUCACCAAACGCUCCGUUCUCGGCACCGUUCGCGUCAAAAACGUGUGCUUUGAGAAAGCGGUGCACGUCCGUAUCACUUUCGACAGCUGGAAAACUUACCUGGACGUUCCGUGCACGUACCUGGAUCGGUGUUACGGGGAACCUGGAACCGACGUGUUUGAGUUCAACAUCAGCGUCCCUGAAGAGAUAGACCCGCGUGAACGCGUCGAGUUCUGCGUUUCUUACUUCCCGGCGACGUUCGCCGCUGCUGAAUGGGACAAUAAUAACGGCAAAAACUACUGCAUACAGGUGUGUGACUGAAUCUGCACAACAGACAUAGAUCAAUACAUGUGUAAUAGACGCCUGGGCUAAAACAAAACUAAAUUUGGGCUGUCAGUGAACAUCUAACGGACGAAUAAAAAUAGACUAGUCAGCAAAUACACUGGAAUAAAUGUGAGGGCCGUUUAUGACUGAUGAUUAGUAAAACUUUGUGCUAUUCUUAGACAUGUUUUGGAUAUUUCACUGACAGCCCAAAUUUAGAUUACUAGUCAACAUCCAUGCUAGACGUCUAAUGUCCAACUUAAACACAAAAUUGCUUGGUGGCUCCUUUACUUUUGUCACCUGCUUGCUACUCUCCCGUUUAUUAGCACAGAACUGACUGAAAUGUGGUGCCAUGAACGUUUUGUUGGGGGGAAAAAAGACCUUGCUUGCUGAUGAAAUGCAUGUUAUGGGUAAUGCAGUAUUUUAUAAUGACCAAUGUUUAUAUCAGGUGCGUUUUUCUAUUUUUAGAGAAAUGAAUUUUUAGAUGAUCGACCUGUAAGCACUUUAACAUGUUUCUUGAACUUUCAUACUGUGGGUAAUUUAAGUUUUAUAGUGAAUAUUUUUAUAUAAAAUAAAGUUUAAUAUUUACUUGG